Triticum aestivum (bread wheat) is the source of this 488-nucleotide messenger RNA. RefSeq lists its product as uncharacterized. The transcript has 4 exons. The coding region runs from base 45 to 488 and encodes 147 amino acids. The record is from RefSeq and is a predicted model, not a curated record. NCBI's taxonomy places the organism in Eukaryota, Viridiplantae, Streptophyta, Magnoliopsida, Poales, Poaceae.
AUGAUGUUAGUGAGUUCAUAAAUGGGACGCCCAUUGUUCGUCCGAUGAACCCUAUGCCUGUCGACACGAAUUUAACAAUGGGUCCUUCCCCUGUUAGGGGCCCUAGUGUGGAUUUGCGUCCUCGUGCCCUCUCACAGAGCAGUUUGCUUGGGUGGUUUCCUGUGGCUCCACCAAGUAAACGCUCAAGGAUGACGACUGACUACUCGAUUGCAAACCCGAUGGGGGUAGCUGUUUCUGAGCUGGAGGGGAAGAGAAGAGAUGAUCGUUUCUAUGCGAAGGCCAUGGAUUCAUCGGUUAAUGAUUUGUCUAGGGUCUGGUUCAAGCAUCGGCGCCCAUAUCACAUUGAGAUGACUGGUGAGCAGGUGGUGGAAGAGUUUCGCAUCGAAAAUGAUCUUGCAAGUAAAGGUCUUGACUCAAUUCUUCGUUUGGGGAUCUGCCCGCCCGCGUCAGGGAGGCUGAUCAUUGGUCCUGAUUGGGAGUGUGAUUGA